AUGUCAGCUCGUAAAGCAUCGAUUCGAGGCUGUCUUUCCGUGGCGUUUGGCUCGGAGGGCUCAAACCGGUGUCGCCGUGACGGCAUCCGGCUUCUUAUCUCGCGGUUCUGUGUCUGCUGCCCCGUAGCUAGGGACCCGGGGUUCAUUUCCGGGGAGCAAUGGGUCAGGGCUGUGAGGCUCCGUGCUCGCGGCCACCCGUCGAUCAGCCCUCUUAUCCAUCCGCCUUCUCCAGGGCCGGUAAACGAACACCGAGCCAACGCCGACGAGAAGGAACACUCCGCAGAUGCAGCCACCGAUAACGUCGUAGUAGUCUCCAAUCGCGCCGACGCCUUCCCAGAAGCUCCCGUCCGGUUCGGCGACGUGGUUAACCAAGGACAAGACCUGGAUGAUGCCGAUGAAGGCCGAGACGAAGACGGUGAUGCCGGUGAGGACAAUGGAGUAGUAGAGGAUGGCCACCACGUCCCGGGAGAAUGCCUUGGACGUGUACAGCGCCAUCAUGAGCGCGCCGUCGGUGGUGUCCAGCAGACACAUGCCAGCUGA
Messenger RNA from Chaetomium globosum CBS 148.51, 540 nucleotides. RefSeq lists its product as uncharacterized. Lineage: Eukaryota; Fungi; Ascomycota; Sordariomycetes; Sordariales; Chaetomiaceae. The coding region runs from base 1 to 540 and encodes 179 amino acids. The record is from RefSeq and is a predicted model, not a curated record. The transcript is spliced from 2 exons.